This is a messenger RNA of Pocillopora verrucosa, 5298 nucleotides long. The record is from RefSeq and is a predicted model, not a curated record. Lineage: Eukaryota; Metazoa; Cnidaria; Anthozoa; Scleractinia; Pocilloporidae.
ACCAUGGAAAAGGCUUCUGAAAGCAAAACAGGUGGAGAAACCGUUGAGAAUUUUUCAGCUCGGCCGUAUCAAGUGGAGCUUCUGGAGCGGGCGAAGAAAAGGAACACUAUCGUAUGUCUAGGCACGGGAACUGGCAAAACGUUUAUAAGUGUCAUGCUCAUAAAAGAACUCGCUCAUGAAGUAAGAGGAAACUAUAAAGACGGCGGGCGAAGAACUUUCUUCCUUGUAAAUACAGUUCCACUAGCCGGCCAACAGGCAAAAGUAAUCACAAAACAUACUGACUUGAAAGUCAGGCAUUAUGUUGGAGAGAUGGGAGUAGAUUUCUGGGACAAGCCCACUUGGGAAAAUGAGUUCAAUACAUUCAACGUUCUGGUCAUGACAGCUCAAAUAUUCCUCGACCUGCUGUUACAUAGCUACAUACUUCUUUCACAAGUGAAUCUCCUAAUCUUUGAUGAAUGCCACCACGCCAAGAAGAAUCAUCCUUACAGACAGAUAAUGCAGUGCUUCAGCAACUGCCCACAGCACCCAUUACCCAAAGUUAUGGGUUUAACUGCCUCAAUAGUAAAUGGAAAAGUAAAACCUAAUAAAAUCGAAUCAGAGAUCAAAGAGCUGGAACGCACUCUAAGAUCUAGUUGUGAAACAAGUCAAGAUAAAGAUGUCGAAAAACAUGCUGCUAAACCUGAAGAGCUGUUCCUUGUUUACCCAAGUAAGAGCACUGAUGAAAACAUGAACAUUUUGAUGGAAAAACUGUCAGAUGUCUUAACACAAGGAAUUGGUCUUCUUUGCAACAAUCGGGUGUCCAGCCAUGAUGAAAAUGCGCACUGGUAUGCUAAGUUUGCCCUGAGGGAAUGUAAGGAGACAUUGGAUGAAUUGGGCCCUUGGGCUGCAUUUAAAGUGGCAGAAUACUUAAUUAAGGAUCUAGACAGAGCAUGCAAGAUACAAAGCAGCAGAGAAGGACAAAUGUUCUGUGAGUGUAGUGCCAACCAGCUGCGUCAACUGCAAAGAACUUACUGUAAUUUUACUGAGAGUCAUGGGUCUGAGGACAGUGAACAUUGUUACUUCAUGCCUAAACUUGAAAAACUUCUGAGUGUUUUCAGGGAGUUUGCUAACUCACAGCAUGAAGCAUCUGAAGAGGACAAGACCCUCUGUGCCAUUGUGUUUGUUGAAAGACGAUACACAGCACUGAUCCUCAGUAAACAGCUUAACAUGGCUGCCAAACUAGAUCAGGAGCUCUCAUUCAUCAAAAGUAACUUUGUGAUUGGUCAUGGCACAGGUGCAAAGGUUAACUACUCCAGUAAUGCAGAGAUGAAUUUUAAGAAACAGGAGGAAGUGCUGUGCAAGUUCAGAAAUGACAAGAAAAGACAUGAAUUCAAUGUGCUGAUAGCCACCUCUGUUGUUGAGGAGGGAUUAGAUAUUCCCAAGUGCAAUGUUGUCUGCAGGUUUGAUUUCCCAAAGAAUUACCGCUCCUAUGUACAGUCAAAGGGCAGAGCUCGUGCCAAAGGUUCCAAGUACUACAUGCUGGUGGAUGAAAAAGAGCAAGUGGAAAAAGAGAAUGAAUUGGAGAUGUUGCGUGCUAUUGAGGAAAUCUUGUUGGAAAGAUGCCAUGAUCGAUUGGAGCCAUCAGUGGAGGAGUGUAAUGAAUCAGUAGACACAGAUUUCUUGCUGCCGUACAUACCAGUAGACGGCAAGGGAGCUAGAGUAACUAUGAGCAGUAGUAUUUCUCUACUUUCAAAGUACUGUUCAAAGCUUCCAGGAGACCAGUUUACUCGGCCCAAGCCAGUUUACAAGGUCAAAGAAAUUGGGAAAGAUGGUUACAAGUGUAAACUAACACUUCCAAGAAACUGUCCAAUACAUGAAGAUAUAAUAGGUGAACCAAUGCCAAGUAAGAGCCAAGCCAAGAUGGUCGCUGCGCUCAGAGCCUGUAAGCUGCUUCACGAGAUUGGUGAACUUGAUGAUGACCUGUUACCAAAGCAGACUUUAUCUGAUGAGGAAAGUGAUUUGGAAGAAGAAGAAGCUGCAGCUGAGUCCGGCGGAAAGAAACCAAAAGCUGGAACAAAGAAGAGAAGACGACAGUAUAUGAGAAAGGUUCCGGAAGUAUUUGUCAGCAGCUUGGUACAGGAUGGUCAGCCCCAGUUCCUCACGACCAUCACCAUACAAGUCACUAAACUUACUCAGCCACAAGAGUUUGUCAUUAGUGAGCGACUGUUCCUCGAUAAAACUUGCACGUUUGGAAUGCUGACAACGAAAAGAGUUCCUUGGAUACGAUCGUUCAAACUGUAUCCUAACUAUGGCGAAGUCACGGUAUCCUUGCAGUGUCACAGAUCUCCUUUGCCGCGUGUAAACAUCACUAAACAAGAGUUAAACAUUCUUCGCAAGUUUCAUCUCUUUCUCUUCAGUCACGUUCUACGCUCUCCUGUGGAAUUCACACCAGAAAGUGUGGAUGGUUACUUCAUUGUUAUGUUGAAGGCUUCAGGAAGGAGUAUUGACUUUGAUUGCAUGAGAGAAGAGCUUUCGCGUGCACCCAAACAAAGCCGUGGAAAUCAGCCCAUCGUCGUAGACUCAGCGGUAACAAAAAACUACGUUGAAUCUCCACAAAAGUACGCUGUUUUGAAUGUUCGUGGCGAUCUGACUCCGAUGUCUCCAUUCCCAGAAAAGUCGCAGGGCAACACUUAUGAAGAAUAUUUUCGCCUUAAAUACGGAGAAAGGGGAUGCAUUGCGAACAAGCAUCAACCUCUUGUUGAAGUGAAAGAGCUCUCCGCUAGAGUGAAUUUUCUUGUGGACCAAAAACGAGGAACAAAAAACAAGCGAGAUGUGAUUUGUCUUGUUCCAGAGUUGUGUGACGAUAUUCCCAUUCGCGCUUCCCUUCUCAGCGUGUCUCAGAUUCUACCAUCUAUUCUUCAGCGUGUCACCUCCCUCCUUCUCGUUGCCGAUCUCAAGGCCAUGGUUACUGAUGUACGCAACACAACAGAUGAAUCAACCCUUCCUCCCAUUGGAGCUGAAGAGGGCUCAAGAGAAGCGCCCAUGAAGGUUGAAGACGAUACUUGGGACCCUGAAAAAGAUGAUGCCCUUUUCCCCGGCAUCAGGUUGAUGUUCCCUCACAGUCCACCAUCUGCUAACCACCCCGACUCCUUUCUCGUUCUUCAAGCUAUUACCACCACCCACAGCGGAGAUGCAUUUAAUCUGGAGAGGCUGGAGAUGCUGGGGGACUCAUUUCUGAAGCUGGCCGUGUCUAUUCAUCUCUUCUGCACAUACAGCGAUAAAGACGAAGGCAAGCUGACCCGACGUAGGACAAACCAGAUUAGUAAUUUAGCGUUGUACCGAGCAGCGGCCAAGAAAUCUCUGGGCGAGUAUCUCCAGAACACGCAGUUGGCUCGCGACGUUUGGUGUCCUACGGGAUGUCAGUUUGGCGACGUACCACCGAAUCGCACCACAGGUAGCCCACCCAUGGAAGUUGACAGCUGGGACACGGUCGAGGCGAUGAAAGUUGACGAGACCUCAGAGAGUGGAAAGAAGACAAAACUUACUGCUACAGAGCAUGCGCGCCAGAAAUGCAACACUCAAAUGAUAGCGGACAAGUCCAUAGCUGACAGCAUCGAAGGACUUAUCGGAGCGUAUCUAAUAUCCUGUGGUUAUCUUGGCGCGUUGCGAUUUAUGAAGUUUCUGGGGCUAAAAGUUUUACCUGAAGUUGUCGUCAAAGUCGACACUGAUCCGCGGGCGGAGAAUAGUAAAUCGGGUUGCUAUGCUAGAUUUUGGCCGGAUCAGACAAAAAUAACAGCAGCGCAAGAUAAAGGAGAUAUGGUUUUCCGCCUCACUUCUGGCCUGGAAAACUUUGAAAACGAAUCAAUCUCGUACAAUUUCCAGCACAAGUUGUAUUUGGUAGAAGCGCUAACCCACGCGUCCUACCACGAAAACCGUGUCACGCCAAGUUACGAAAGACUCGAGUUCCUCGGCGAUGCUCUGUUAGACUUUUUGGUCACGCAACAUUUGUACUUCCGUCACGUCAACUUGUCACCCGGAGAACUGACCGAUAUACGACAGGCCUUGGUGAACAAUAACAUCUUUGCCGCCCUUGCCGUAAAACACAGCUACCACAAGUAUCUGAAGCAUAUGUCUCCAAAGUGGUUCCAAACGGUGAAGAACUUUGUUGACAGAGUGGAAGAUGAGGCAGAAGAGAGGAAAGACAAUCGCCUUCAAACAGUCACCGCUGACCCAUUUAUUAUCGUGUCUGAAGAAGAAGAAGGAAUCGAGGCGCCUAAAGUUCUUGGUGACAUCUUUGAAUCAGUAGCAGGCGCGAUAUUUUUGGACAGCGGUAUGGAUUUGACUAAAACCUGGGGUGUGUACUACCGCAUGAUGAAACCCUACAUCGAUCAUUACUCAGUGAACAUACCGCGAAAUCCCAUCAGACUUGUCUACGAGGAAGACGGGAAGGCUGACUUUGGGAAAGCGGUGACCCUUGAUGAUGGAAAGAUUCAGCGUACUCUGAGCGUGUACUGGGGAAAGUACACUGGAAAAGGACCGAACAAGAAGAUUGCUAAAGCUACAGCCGCCAAGCUUGCUAUUGAAGGACUGAAAAAGAAAUCUUCAGAAGAGAACGCCGCGGUAUAUAUUAGGCAGUUCGCAGAACCACAUCAGCAUAAGACUCGAAAGCGAAAACUCAACGAAUUAUUUACAGGUAUUCCAAUGAAAAUCCACAAAUGUUCCAGUAAUCAAGCCGAGUAAACAUCCAGUUGGGCAAUAAGGAACCUUUAACGAGAGAAAUUACAAUACACACAAAACACGAUGGAACUUACCGACUGUUUCGAUUUUAGAGUGACCGUAACUCAACAAUUAUGGUUAGCAAGACAUGCCAGUACAAACACGCGACUAGUUCGUUUUCGACAAAGCACAUGGCCGAUGUCCCGGAUGUUGACGUCAAACUGCAGGCACGCAACAGGAGCUACAGUAUACGAGGAAGAUUAAGUUUCAGUGUGGGCUUGGAGGACAUCAAUAUUGAGGCAAAGGUGCUUUCUUAGAUUUGUGUUGUUGAGAUAAUGCUGUGGAACACUGUUUAUAGGAAGUAGGUUUUCGUAUGUGCCUAUGCUUAUUAAUGUGUAUUACCUUCCGCUAUGAGUAUUCCUCUCUAGGAACUACGUUUAUGUAGGUGACGUAUCUUGAAUGAAUGUGAGUCGUUUAAGAUUACUUUGUUUACCAAUGUCCCUUAAGUGUUGUCAUUGACUUUCUCAGACAUCGACAUUUGUCUAGAGGUUUGCAUUAUAAAUACGGCUUUGAAAUAUUUUGUAUAUACAUUUUAUCUUUUAA